Glarea lozoyensis ATCC 20868 is the source of this 267-nucleotide messenger RNA. RefSeq lists its product as uncharacterized. The transcript has 2 exons. NCBI's taxonomy places the organism in Eukaryota, Fungi, Ascomycota, Leotiomycetes, Helotiales, Helotiaceae. The coding region runs from base 1 to 267 and encodes 88 amino acids. The record is from RefSeq and is a predicted model, not a curated record.
AUGGCUCCUAACACAGACUCCCACAAAAUGAACGAAGAAAGCGUCAAUCAUCUACCAAAACCCAUCUCCCUGAAAGCGGAGCUCAACAUAUCCAUUUUGGACCGCCUUCAAGCUGCAAUAACCACCGAUCCUGAAGUCUCACUCUUCGCAAUCUUCCCAAUAGUAUACAAAACCGCCGUUGCCGCGCAAAAGAAAAAGAUUAAAACCGCAGAAGCAUUAAUCGAAACUUUCAAGAGAUAUGCACCACCGGACUUCUGUGCGAACUAG